Messenger RNA from Lottia gigantea (owl limpet), 1539 nucleotides. RefSeq lists its product as hypothetical. The transcript has 8 exons. Gene Ontology annotation, cellular component: nucleus. The record is from RefSeq and is a predicted model, not a curated record. Gene Ontology annotation, biological process: regulation of gene expression. Bases 1 to 1539 code for a protein of 512 amino acids. Lineage: Eukaryota; Metazoa; Mollusca; Gastropoda; Lottiidae. Gene Ontology annotation, molecular function: protein binding.
AUGGCGGCUUCUGAUAAUUGUAGAUGGCAAUUACGCCGUCUUGGGCCUUCAGCAUCGUGUGCUAAUGUCUGUGAUCUUAUGAGGUUAAAGAAUGGAAACACUAGAUUUGGAAGAAGUUUAGAUAAUGAUUUUUAUCUGGAUUCUAAAACUCACAAGAACUUUAUAUCUCGGCACCAUGCGGAGAUUCGAUACGUGAAAGUGAACGGAAAACCUCAGUUUGUUUUGUAUGAUCAUGGAUUAAAUGGAACCUUUAUUAACGAUGUUCGGAUGGAGAAAUCGUGUGUUUUAAAAGAAGGAGAUAAAAUAACGUUUGGUCAUACAAAUGGUUUUAAAAUAGACCCAGGACAGUAUUCAAAACAACCCAAUUCAGAAUUUCAGUUCACGUUUGAAAGACUAGAGGAGGAUUCAGAUGAAUCUGAUUCGAGUUCCGACGAUUCUGGACCAGAAUCAGAUACAACACAACCAACUAACGAACAUUUCUGUAGCCGGAAUUUAUACAACUCCCCGGAAUACGACCGUAGUCAGUGUUGGCAACAAGGACAACAAGUGAACAAAAAUAACCUUCGGAAAAGUGAAAGCGAGCUCGAUAACAAAGAUUUUACCAAAAGUGAGAAAGUGAAUCCUCGUUCCCCGAGAGGAAAAAAGGGGCUGGAAAUAUGUGCUAAUAAAGACAAGUUAUUCAAAGGUGAUCAAAGACAGAACGGAACGAAUAAUGUGAAAAAUGAACAUUUAGAUCCACCAGUUCUUAAGAAACAAGCGACUUUAGGUUAUUCUGAUAGCGGGAAUGACUCGUCGAGUGGUGAUUCGAGUGACUCCGAGUCAACAGCCCCUAGUGAAAAAAGUGAGGAGAAUUCUUCGUCGGAGUCAGAACAUGAAUUAACGAUAGACAUCAGUGUAAAGACAAAGGCCUCCCCCCGUCAAAAACGUACUGCCAGUGCUACUAGCAAGACGCGGAAUGCUCAAACUUCGCAGAAAAAAACUAAUGCUAAAAGAUCACCUGUGAAAGCGAAAACUAAAACGAAAGUAGCUCGAGGGAGACCAUCACAAAAAACUACUAGUAAAAGUAAAAUAGCGAAAGACAAUUCUAACAAUCACAAUACUAUCAGUCCAUCAAGACGGCUUCUUUUUAACAAAAAAUCUACUGCCAAUGGUAAAAAUAAUUCACUUAAACCUGAUAAUUUAGGAGAUCCUUAUGACUUUAACAGUGAGGAAGAGAUUGAAGCUUCACAAAAUAAAAAUAAAAAGACGACUGGAAAACAGACAAAGACAGCUGGAAAUACCAAACGGAAAAAACCUCAAGGUAAUAAUAAGAAUAAAAAAGCUAAAACAAGUACGACAGAUGAAAGUGAAGAAUAUGGAGAAGAGAUAUGGUAUUAUGAAGGUGAAACUUGUGCUUCAGAAAGUUGUUUAAAACCUUCAGAUAGCACAGUAGAAUGGGUACAAUGUGAUGAUUGUGACCAGUGGUACCAUACAAUGUGUGUAGGAGCUAUUUAUGCAGCAGUUAAAGACACCCAGAUGGAGUUUCAUUGUGGGUGUUGA